This is a messenger RNA of Uranotaenia lowii, 3382 nucleotides long. RefSeq names its product potential E3 ubiquitin-protein ligase ariadne-2 (gene ari-2). The record is from RefSeq and is a predicted model, not a curated record. Gene Ontology annotation, cellular component: cytoplasm; ubiquitin ligase complex. Gene Ontology annotation, biological process: ubiquitin-dependent protein catabolic process; protein polyubiquitination; positive regulation of proteasomal ubiquitin-dependent protein catabolic process. The transcript has 5 exons. Gene Ontology annotation, molecular function: ubiquitin conjugating enzyme binding; zinc ion binding; ubiquitin protein ligase activity. Lineage: Eukaryota; Metazoa; Arthropoda; Insecta; Diptera; Culicidae. The coding region runs from base 872 to 2458 and encodes 528 amino acids.
ACGGAUUUGGCACUGUGCUGCUGCUGCUGCUGCUUUGCUGCGACUUGCGAGGUGUUGAUUCAAUUUAACUUGCAAAAAAGUGGAAAUAUUAGCCAGGAAAAGCGUUUCGAACGGGGCAGCACAGACUAACUAAAUCAUUGAUCGCGUUGCUUAUAAGGUACUCCAGGGAAUUCCGGUCCCAGAUCCGAAAUCGGUUGUUGCUCUCGGCGACAAUUUUGUGAUUAUAGAAUCUUCCUUAUAGUGCUUAGUGCUGUGGUGGAUAAAAUAAAGAAAAAAAAAAUUAUUACGCUUGUUUGACGUCUAGCUCAGUGUCUUUCUUCGCUUAAUUUCCUGGCCUCUCCUGGUUUAAGGUAGUGUUGUAAAAGUGCAAAAUUCAAGGUGAAAUAAAAAUAACACAUUUUCCAGCCGUACCAGGAGAACGGCCCCAGGAAGUGAGCUCCCCUCGAAAUUUUAGAAUCUGAUGCUAGUGGGCCGUCGGUCGGAUUACGACGGUAUCUCUGGUACGAAGAGCCCAAAUUUUAUGAUCAUGUGGUGAAGGCGAAAGGUGCAUGCGAGUGCUAUCGAUAAAUUAUACUGCAAGAGAGCCAGGUGCAAAUAGUCGACGAAAUUGAAGAAGCGCAACAAUUCAUCAACCUUUUGGUUCCGGGUGUUGGUUGUGGUGUGGUAAACGAGUUGCACAGAAAUUGAACUCAGAUGGUUCGAUAAGGUUUGACGAAAUACGGAAUUCCGAGCUGAUUCAACACUUCGGAAUAACGUCAUCGAGGGGUUGAAAUUAUACUUCAACUGGAAUAUAAAAUUGUCUGAAUACUGAAUACGAAAGUUACAAUCCAUCACAAGGCUUUUGACGACAUCGACUUCCGGACCAACGGAAAUGGCAGACCAAGAAUCGGACAUGGAAUAUUCAUCGGACAAUGAUGACGAAUUCGAGGACUAUUACAAUUCCGGUAUAGAGGACUGCGACAUCGAACAGAUCGAUCCCAAGCGAUGCGAUCCGGAGUACUUCGUAUACGAUUGCCUGAACGUGGAAGAGGUGGAAAAAUCCUUCAAUGAGUCAGUAGAGAAGCUAAGCAAUCAGAUUCAAAUCACGCCUUCGUUGGCCAAAGUUCUACUGCACGAGAACAAAUGGAACACAACGGAGGUCGUGGAGAAAUACCGAAAUAACGCAUCCAGCCUCCUAGUUAGUGCUCGUAUUAAGGCAGCUCCGAGUGCCGUGGCCACGACAUCAACAGCACCGAGUGUGAUAGCCAGUAGUAGCAACCCUAGCAGUUCCAGUACCAGUUCUGUAAAUCCAGCAGCAAUCGCUGGAGCUACCACUAGCUCAAGUGUUAGUACGAAACAACCGGCAAACCUGGGCCCACCAGCAGCUUCCUAUCGUACCCACCUGUGUCCGGUUUGCGUGACGGUUCAAGCAAUAGACAAGUUCCACAAUCUCUCCUGCCAACACUCAUUCUGUCGCGAUUGCUGGGCAAUGCACUUCGAAAUUCAAAUCAGCCAAGGUAUCUCCACUCAGAUCGGAUGCAUGGAACAGCGGUGUGAUGUUCGCGUUCCUGAAGAUUUGGUUCUAAAUUUACUAAAUCGGCCUCUACUUCGGGACAAGUAUCAGCAGUUUGCCUUCGCUGAUUACGUCAAGUCGCACCCGGAGCUGCGAUUUUGUCCCGGACCUAACUGUCAGAUAAUUAUCCGCAGUCCGGAUAUUAGCCCAAAGAAGGCCACCUGCAAGGUUUGCAAUACCUCGUUCUGCUUCCGGUGCGGUUCGGACUACCAUGCGCCGACCGAUUGCCAAAUCAUCCGCAAAUGGCUCACGAAAUGUGCGGACGACAGCGAGACGGCCAAUUAUAUCAGCGCCCAUACCAAGGACUGUCCGAAGUGUCAUAUCUGCAUCGAGAAGAAUGGCGGCUGCAACCAUAUGCAGUGUUUCAACUGCAAGCACGAUUUCUGCUGGAUGUGUCUCGGCGAUUGGAAGGCGCACGGGUCCGAGUACUACGAAUGCUCGCGGUACAAGGAAAACCCCAACAUUGCCAACGAAUCUGUUCAUGCUCAAGCCCGGGAAGCAUUGAAGAAGUACCUCCACUACUACGAAAGGUGGGAGAAUCACAGUAAAUCGUUGCAGCUGGAGCAGCAAACGCUGGACAGGAUGAAGACCCGCAUCAACGAGAAGGUGAUGAAGGGCCUGGGAACGUGGAUCGACUGGCAGUAUCUGUUCGAUGCGGCCGCCCUGUUGGCUAAGUGCCGAUACACUCUGCAAUACACUUACCCCUAUGCGUACUACAUGGAGGCUGGCUCUCGGAAGGACCUGUUCGAGUAUCAACAGGCUCAGUUGGAGGCUGAAAUCGAAAACCUCUCCUGGAAGGUGGAGCGUGCUGAAACCACAGAUCGGGGUGACCUGGAGAAUCAAAUGGAUGUGGCGGAAAAGCGACGAACUACGCUGCUGAAGGACUUCUUCCCAACUGAGGCAUGAUGCGUCGUCAGCGGUGACAGCUGUAUCGAUGCUGAUGGCAAUUUUUAAAUCAUCGAAGUGAAUGAAGUUCGUUUUUUUUUAAAUGAAAGGACUUUUUGUCAAGGUACGAGAAUUUAGGCAACGGAAUUACCUACAUUUUCUUUCUUUCACCAAAUCCCACCUCUUUGAACCGUUGUCAUCAUUUCAUAAUCGCGCGAGGAACCCUUCGCCGUUAUCUAAAUCACGCUAAGUUAAGAACAUUUACUUAUUGGACCUCCUGGUAGAAUAGAGAAGCAAGACUUGUUCAAGUGUUUAGAUUGUUUUCCUAGCGUUAUGAGAAGACGCAGUGUGGUCCUUUCCAACUUGAGUAAAUUCCAUCAUUUCUAUGGGUUUACAACCGGUGGUUAUCAUAUUCCAAACGAAAUUGUGUAGAACAUAGUGUUUUCUCAGAAUGAUAAAAGAAAAUAUUGUCAUGAUGUAUUCAUGGCAAUUAUUUUUUUAAAGUUUGUUCAUAGAUAAUCAUUUUAUGUAAUUUAAAAGCUCCAAUUCGAUAUUCCUAUAAUAAAACCAAAUGAUCUUCAUUCGUAGGGUAAACAUUUUUGAGAUAACGCAGCAAAAAACCUGUCACGAAGGCGAGAUACAGAAGAAGAAAAAAAUGCUUGCUAGAAUUAAUUCGAGCAUUAUUAAUGUUCGAGAGAAACUAGAUUUUUCGAAAUUUCAACAUAUUACUUAUGUUUUAAGGAACGCAGUGUGUUGUCCGUAUUAAGAUCGGCUCUAUACCCGACACCUAAUCGGUACCACACGUUCGAAAUAUUUAUUACUUGGCUGACAACUAUAAUUCGAAACUUUACGAACACACCUAAUUGUAUAAUGAAACAAGAAUCAACAACAAAUGCGAUAAAUAUAAUCAGGAUCUUAAUGUUAAGCUAUCACAAUGAAUUCAAA